Hipposideros armiger (great roundleaf bat) is the source of this 1244-nucleotide messenger RNA. Its product is annotated as vomeronasal type-1 receptor 4-like. The record is from RefSeq and is a predicted model, not a curated record. Gene Ontology annotation, molecular function: pheromone receptor activity. NCBI's taxonomy places the organism in Eukaryota, Metazoa, Chordata, Mammalia, Chiroptera, Hipposideridae. Gene Ontology annotation, biological process: G protein-coupled receptor signaling pathway. The transcript has a single exon. Gene Ontology annotation, cellular component: membrane.
CACUAUUUCAAGUAGCACUCUAGGUAAGUGAGAGCAUAGGAUACAUGUGUCUUAUGCCUCAUAUUCCCAUGCAAAGUCCUCCAGCUCAGAAAAUGAGUGUCAGUCACUGAGAACAGACAUGAUAGCCCCCAGAGAUAUGGCAGUAGGGACAAUCUUUAUAAUGGGACUCGGGGAAUUUCUGCUUUACCAUUAUGUCUUUCUUUAUUGCACUGGGUGCAUGCUGAGGUCCACGGAUUUCAUUGUCAUGAACCUGAAUGUGGCCAACACUUUCAUCCUAUCCUCUAAAGGAAUCUCCAGUACAAUGUCAUCUUUUGCAUGGUAUCACAUUUUUACUGAUUUUGGAUGCAAAUUUAUGUACUAUGUUCGCAGAGUGGGCAGGAGUGUGUCCAUUGGCACCACCUGCCUCCUGAGUGUCUUGCAGACCAUCACCAUCAGCCUCACGAACUCCAGGUAGGCACACCUUAAAGGGAAAGCUCCCAGUUACAUUUUUUCUUCAAUGUUCCUCUACUGGGUCCUGCAAAUGCUGGCAACUGUCACUUAUUUUAUGUUUAUGACUAGUAACUUGAGCAAUAACAACAUCACAAACAGAAAAAAUUUUGGAUACUGUUCUGCUAUUCGUCAUGAGAGAAUAGCAGAUGCAUUAUAUGUGACAUUGCUGUCAACCCCUGGUGUUUUAUGUUUCGUGCUCAUGAUUGGGGCCUGUGGCUCCAUGCUCUUCAUCCUGCACAGGCACCAGCAGAGGGUCCAACACCUUCAUAGGACCCACGUCUUGUCCCAGUUUUCCCCUCAGUCCAGAACCACCACAACCAUCCUUCUCCUGGUCAGCACCUUCCUCUUUUUUAACACACUUUCCUUCAUCUUUGUCAUUUUUCUAGCUAUUUUUAAGAAUCUCAGCUGGUUCAUCUUGAACUCCAGUACAGCAAUCACUCUGUGUUUCCCAAGUGUCAGUCCCUUUCUAUUCCUCAGCCGUGAGCCCUGUGUCUCCAGGCUCAGCUUUGCCUGGAUAAGGAAUACAAAAUCCCCUAAUCCUGGGAGAAACAUGUAAAGUGUAUGUAUUUGCAUAGUGUUCAAUUGGUAACUCACUCAUCCCCCUCAGAAUAAGUAUAGUUAUGAGUGUCUUAGCCAAGAAUGGUACACAGCACAUAUUCUGUUUAUGUGGAGUUUGUGGCUCCUUCAUUUCUAAAGAGUAAAGUUGAUUUUCUUGAAUUCUAGGAAAGAUUUUUACAUAGUGUUUUUUUGUGUGU